Messenger RNA from Pocillopora damicornis (cauliflower coral), 2250 nucleotides. RefSeq lists its product as uncharacterized. Gene Ontology annotation, cellular component: membrane. NCBI's taxonomy places the organism in Eukaryota, Metazoa, Cnidaria, Anthozoa, Scleractinia, Pocilloporidae. Gene Ontology annotation, molecular function: G protein-coupled receptor activity. Gene Ontology annotation, biological process: G protein-coupled receptor signaling pathway. The record is from RefSeq and is a predicted model, not a curated record.
UCUUACACUGCGUAUUAAUUCUGAAUCUAUCUUAUUCACGGGCUUAUGUUCAAGCUCAUUACUGAUGACCUUCACUUGAAAAAAUAUUUCGGACAAUUUUCAGAAAUUUUCGGAAAUAUUAUUUACGAAUUCAUGUAUAGUAUUCGAGACUAUCCAGUUUUGAUCCGGUCAAACAGCAAAUGGCACGGAGAGGCGUGUUCAGAAGCAAGUUAUUUUUUCUUUAACUUUCAAAGCAAACGAAAAGUGUUGAGAGGUACUCUCACAGACUCAUCUUAAAAAACAAUUAUCACUAAAUUUACCACUGGAAGUAAUUUCAAAAUAGCCACUUGUUUGAGUUAUACCUUUUCGAGUUCAAUACCUACUUGACUUAACUAAUGUGAAACAUUUGAAAGGAAUUACGGGAAAAAAUAAAACUCGAAUUGAAAAUAUAAAAUCCCUGAGUUGAUGUUAGAGAAUUAGUUUAUAUUAGUCCUUUAAAGAUUGUCAUAGAGGUAGAUUUAAGUCAGAAGAGGAACAAAAGAAUUGGACGAGUUAUCCUAGAAAUGCAUGCAAAUCGUUUUAGUUGACAUUAAUUUUAGCUCAUUUUGCUUGCCUACAAUAGGUCAUUUUCGUUCGCAAUCAGUGCCAUUCCUUUCUAUAAUCGCCUAUUCCAACUCCUCUUGUUCCUUCUAUUUUGUGAUUUCCGGGCAUAUUAGAAGCCGCUUUCACGUUACAAUUAACAGUUAAGGUAAUUAAUGUGCGACAACUAGUUAUUGCUGCAAUUCAUGCGCGAGAAAAUCUUAAGUGGAAACACAUGAACACCAGCGUGGAGCCAGUCAAUCAAAGCCUCCAAAACCUCUAAAAUCCAACAUAUUGAUCCAAACGGUACAGUUGAUCUUCAAAAGUCAUCCAACUCAACAAAUCAAGUUUGUCAGCAAUUUUUUUCAAACUCUAGAAAAAUGGCAAGCACCGAUGGCGACAUAGUCCCUCUGGAGGUUAGUUUCAUCACCACUAUCAUCAUCAACACCAUCACUUGUCCUUUCGUAGUUCUGCUCAACGUACAGGUGAUAAUCGCAGUGAAAACAAGACCUCGACUCCAAACCAACAGCAACAUCUUGCUGGCCUGUUUAGCGGUGACUGACGCAUUAACUGGUCUCUUGGGCCAACCGUCAUAUAUCCUGUGGACAAUAUUCCAAUUAUCAGGUCUCAGUAGCAGCAAAACAGUUGGAAGGUUUCAUUUCAAUGUUACACUUACAUUUGCAGUGGCUUCAUGCCUUCAUCUGAUUUUGGUUACUUUCGAGAGGCUUACUGCGAUCAAAUUUACAGUGCACUACCCAAACAUUGUCACUGGUAAUAACAUGAUGAUAGCAGUGAUAGUUGUUUGGAUCAUUGCUUUCAUAUGUAAUAUUUGUCAGGCGUUAAAGCUUUAUCUAGCAUUGUAUUACAUGGUAGGCCUUAUCGGUAUUUCGUGUAUCCUUUUCGUUGCCUUCACAUACAUGAUUUUGUAUCAUGAAACACGUCGUCACCAAAGGAAGAUAAAAGCACAACAAGUGCCUCAAGAAGAGGUGGAAAGAUUUACCAAAGAGAACAAGGCUCUUCAGACAACUGUGCUUGUUGUUGGUGGUGUUAUCAUCUGCCUUCUUCCAGUUUGUUUUUGUCUCAUCGUUGUAGCUACAGGCCUUUAUAGCUUUUGCCCUAUCAACGGAUCAAUGUGGCAAACUUGUAGCAUGUUAAACUCGCUUGUUAAUCCACUGAUCUACUGCUGGAGACAAAAAGCAAUAAGGAAGCUCGUGUUUACACACUGUAGAAGAAGAACCCAGGUCGUGCAGCCAGCCACCCAAUGAAGAGGGGGAAUAUCACAGAGGGAAUGAAAAAAGAAACUGCUUAGUUUUUGUUUUAUUUGAGAACUACAUUUUUGAUUAGGAGAGUCGAUACUUUUACCACACGCAUAAUGUGAUUCUCGAAAGCAUUAUCUGAACUAACGGAAACGACUUUGAAAAGGAAGGUUUAUCUUUAUAUUCAGGCUCAGCUUUUUUUCGCAGACAAAGCUACCUUUAAUGAUUCCAGUUCUUCGUUGCUCUAAGUAAGCAAUGAUUGACUUUGUUUCAGAUAAUUGAGUUGAAAUGUUUAGUUCCUUUUUAGGGGGUUAACUUGGAAAUUAGACCUUAAUUUUGUGGACGAAGUAAUUCGCAUUUUGUUUUCCUGAAACUUGAGGCAACUAUGUUUAAUAAUACAUGUACAUAUGAUUAUAAAAGUGAUUACUUUACUUUA